CUCCCCGCGCAGCCACUGGCUAAGCCGCCGCCGCCGCUAGGUGUCGCCGGCGCCCGGGCCUCCCCCGCGGCCCCUCCUGCGCUCCGGCAGCCGGUGGGGCUGUCUCAGUGCGAGCCUCCGCGCUGCGAGCGGGCGGAGACGUCAGUCCGCAGCGGGGACCCGCGGGUCGGCUUGCCUUGGCUUGGCUCGGCUUGUCCCGUCCUUUCCCCGCGCAACGCCCGGCUCAGCUCGGCUGGGCCCGGCCCGGCUGACGCGAGGCCACCCGGGCCGCUCUCGGCACCGCCAGCGGCCGGGCGGGCGGCUCCCCAGCACGGCCUGCGGUCGCUCUCCGGCGGCGGGGAGCCGCGGCAAGGCGAAGGCUGCGGGGGCGGCGCGGUGGCGGCGGCGGGGGGAGCAGCCAUGUUGGAGCGGGGAAUAAAGUGACUUUUCCUCGGGGAGGGAGCGCGGCCGGCGGCCCGGCGGAGGCAGCGGCUUUCGGGGCUGCGCGGGGAGGGGGGGAGGCUCGGCUCGACUCCCGGCGGCCGGAUACCGCUUCUGGGCGGAGGAGGAGGGGAAGGCGACGGGGGAGAGGAACCGCCCCCGGACCCGCGGAGCUCCGGCGCUGCUGGCUUCCUUAAGCCAGACUUAAUAUUGAUAGAAUGAAAAAGUUUAAGAGGAGACUUUCCUUAACCUUGCGUGGAAGCCAGACCAUUGAUGAAUCGCUGUCUGAGCUAGCAGAACAAAUGACAAUUGAAGAAAACAGCAGCAAAGAUAACGGUGUGAGUAAUAAUGGAAGGAUCAGCUACAGUAAAGUGCAGCCUAUUGUGAAGAAUGGCAGGCCUCCAACGUCUCACAGCAUGCACUCAUUUCUCCACCAGUACACAGGAUCUUUCAAGAAGCCCCCUUUACGGAGACCACAUAGCGUCAUAGGGGGCAGCCUCGGCUCUUUCAUGGCAAUGCCCAGAAAUGGGAGCAGAUUAGAUAUUGUUCAUGAAAACCUGAAAAUGGGGUCAGAUGGUGAAAGUGACCAAGCUUCUGGAACAUCAUCUGAUGAAGUUCAGUCUCCCACAGGUGUUUGUCUCAGAAACCGGAUACACAGACGAAUCUCAAUGGAGGAUUUGAACAAGCGUUUGUCCCUGCCUGCUGACAUCAGGAUACCUGAUGGCUAUCUUGAAAAGCUGCAGAUUAACAGCCCACCAUUUGAUCAGCCAAUGAGUCGACGUUCUCGUAGAGCAUCACUAUCAGAAAUUGGAUUUGGAAAAAUGGAAACCUAUAUCAAGUUAGAAAAGCUUGGAGAGGGUACUUAUGCAACAGUUUAUAAGGGGAGGAGUAAACUGACAGAGAAUCUUGUAGCAUUGAAAGAAAUCCGCCUGGAACAUGAAGAGGGAGCACCAUGCACAGCCAUAAGAGAAGUGUCAUUAUUAAAAGAUCUGAAGCAUGCAAAUAUUGUUACAUUGCACGAUAUUGUGCACACAGACAAGUCUUUGACUCUUGUUUUUGAAUACCUGGACAAGGAUCUGAAGCAGUACAUGGAUGACUGUGGUAACAUCAUGAGUAUGCACAAUGUAAAGCUAUUUUUAUACCAGAUUCUUCGUGGUUUGGCAUACUGUCAUAGGAGAAAGGUAUUACAUCGAGAUCUGAAGCCGCAAAAUCUUCUAAUUAAUGAGAAAGGAGAACUGAAGCUGGCAGACUUUGGACUGGCUAGAGCGAAAUCUGUUCCUACAAAGACCUAUUCCAAUGAAGUUGUCACGUUAUGGUACAGACCACCCGAUGUUCUCCUCGGAUCUUCAGAGUAUUCAACUCAAAUUGACAUGUGGGGCGUCGGAUGCAUAUUUUUUGAGAUGGCAUCAGGAAGACCUCUUUUUCCCGGUUCAACUGUUGAAGAUGAACUGCACUUAAUUUUCAGACUUCUGGGAACUCCGUGUCAAGAAACAUGGCCAGGCAUUUCUUCCAGUGAUGAAUUUAGAAACUACAACUUUCCUAAGUAUAAACCACAACCCCUCAUCAACCAUGCACCAAGGCUAGACACGGAAGGAAUUGAAUUGAUAGCGAAGUUCCUUCAAUAUGAAUCGAAGAAGAGGAUUUCAGCAGAAGAGGCCAUGAAACACGCGUACUUCAGAAGUCUUGGAACAAGAAUACACACUUUGCCUGAAAGUGUUUCAAUAUUCAGUCUAAAAGAGAUUCAGUUGCAAAAAGACCCUGGCUUUCGAAAUUCCACUUACCCAGAGACAGGACAUGGGAAGAACAGAAGGCAGAGCAUGCUUUUUUAAAGUGGGCAAUGCAGAGUCAAGCCCAAGCCUAUCCUAUCGAUCAAGGACUCGGAUCUGAAGGCAGUGUUCUCUGUCGGUGGACUUGGAAUCGCAGUUUGUCUACACUGUCCUCUUCACAGUGGAGUCUUUUUAUUUCCAACCUGCAGAUUAUGUUUUUAUAUUUGUUGUCACAGUGUGACAAUUUUUUGUACAGUUGGUUUUAAGGUCUCCUCUGCCACUAGAGCCAGUAGGUUACAGCUGUUGAUGUAACUGUAGCUGCAAUUUUUGUGCAGGACUGAGAAACACAGUGCAUUAUUUAUUGCGGAAUCAUUGCUGCUAAAUAACUACUGUCUGUAUAGUUAACACAACAAUUCCAUGCCUGAAGAAGUUGCAAUGGCUUUAUAAUAUGUGAAUGCAUCUGUUUCUCUUCAUAAAAUGUUCUACUGCUGCGGGGUUUUUUUGUAUUUCUUAAACUGCAGUGUUUCCUGGAAUGUAAACAGAGCUUUGCUUGGCUAUAGGUGAACCAUCUUUUACGCUCUAAGUUCAUGGCACUUAAUUCCUUAUUUAACAUUGGAAGUAUGUGUUGAAAUAGUUGAAAAAUUAUAAUGCAUAUUAUGUUUUUGAAAAGCACAUGGUGUGAAAGUUGAUUCAAACAAGUGAACAGUAACUUUUAUUUGCUCUCAGAUCCUACGUUAGUUAUUGAUAAAUUAGAGCAUGGAGACUGGAUGAUAAAUGUUGUCAGGCUUACUCCAGCGUAAGAUCUCUGCACGUUGUUGUGCAUACGGGGCCUGCAGAAGCAAUGACUUUUUUACCUUGUUUUUAACUUAGACAAACAAAUAGUAGAAAGAUGAUUCAUAAACGUUGGACCCUGGCUUACUUUUGAAACUUAGAAUUUCAUUACAGAGGAACAGGACGGCUAAUUACAAGAACACGGGAAUAAUGUCACGCUUUUCCCACCUUGUUGCUCUCCCAUUUGUGCAUUAUUCACUUGAAAUCAACUGGAAAGAUGCAAGUUUGUACUUGAUAAGAACUCGCUGUACUACAGAGCUUUUACAAUGGGAACUUAGAGAGUUUUUCAGAUCUUAGAUGUUAUCUGUUUACCAGAGAUAGUAAACAUGUUACUUCUAUGCUUAUGCAUCUCAGUGAGCAUCAUAAGUACACCCUUGGUGAUGGUUACAGUAUUUUUAAGCAUUUGUGUUCACCUUUAUGAACCUAUUUGUUUAGUGCAUCUUAAAAAGACUGUAAAUCUUUAAUGGUAUAUUUUGAAAUGGUCAUGUAAAUCUUUGGCUGGUAUAUCAUGAAAAUAGUCAUAAGUAACUUAAUUUUUCCUGACAUCACUGUAAAACAUUCAGGGGUCCUACCAUUUCUGUUCAGGAAAUCUUGUAGUUUAUUGUUAUUUAACAGUAUUAAGUGAAUUUUUGUAUAUUUCAUUUUAACUUUAUUUGUGAAUAGUGACUGUGGCAUGUUUGGGGGUGUUUUAUUAAUAUUUCAUUGAUACUGGUAAAUUUGAAUUGGGUUUGUUUGUUUUUUUUAAAAAUUUUCUGGAAGAGAGAAAUUCAUGUGUAACGGUGACUAUUGGACCACUACUGCUUUUCAGCAUUUGUAAACCGGUUUUACGUUAAAUCUUGUAGACCUAACAAACUGCUGUUAUUUCUAACUGACCGACCUGUAUUAAUAUUGUACUUUUGAAAGUAUAAAUAUUAUGUGGAGUUCUUUUGGUUUUGUUUUGAAAUUUCUAAUAACAAAGGCCCUGUGUUGUUAAAAAUA
Messenger RNA from Phalacrocorax carbo (great cormorant), 3995 nucleotides. NCBI's taxonomy places the organism in Eukaryota, Metazoa, Chordata, Aves, Suliformes, Phalacrocoracidae. The record is from RefSeq and is a predicted model, not a curated record.